AGAUAGCGAGUGGGAGUUAUCUGAAGAAAGAAGGGAGUGAGAGAGUGAGCAAAGCAUUUACUUUCUUCGGGCUGUCUUCACAAGCUAAACUUUGGGUCAAACGUUCGCAAGAUUCAGUUUUUCGUGAUACAACGUAAUUGUGGAUGUGGUUAUAAUUUGGGUGCUUUAGUUUUGCAUUCUACCAUGCAAUUGUGGAUUACUACUAUCGAAAGACUGCUGAUACUAUGUUGCUUAUUCCACAUCUCAACUACCCAAUUCAGACCUCCCCAUCAACUCACAUUUAAUAAUUAUCAGCAGCCGCCUUGGAACCAUCAAGAAAAACCAAUAAAUAAUCCAAGAUGGGUUAGAAUAGAUUUAGCUAAACCUGAAAACAAUGCAGAAUACCAACAAUUCAGACGAUCUACAGAAUAUUCUAAUGAGGGUCUUGAUAGUGCUCGACAUUUCAAACCUGAAACAAUUUUCAAAAUUACCGAAACCCUGGGAGCAUUGAAUACGGUUGGACGAUAUUUGGUAAAUAUGACUCGAACUGGAGAAGGUGCCAAGGUUUCUCAGGAUGUACCGAACGCCUUGUAUACGAUAAGCAAGAAUGUGCUGGGACGAAAUGUUACGGAUACCAUUGCUCCUUUAGUGAGAGAAGCUUUACCAUUACCUGAAGUUCAUGAGGCCCAAAAGCUAACUGAUAAAGCUGAUAGUAAAGAGGAUGAAGACGAGGAAAAUGGGGACACGAAAAGUUGUACUACCCCGGAAGGAAUUCCAGGGUAUUGCAAUGACUUGAGUGAUUGUCCCCAACUCCUACUUAACUUGGGUAAUCUUAGACAAUCAUUGUGCUUCAAGAGUCUUUUCGUGCCAGGAGUUUGCUGCCCUAAACCUUCUUCUGAUGAUUCUGCUGAAAAUUCUGUUUCCACAUCUAGGCCAUUAUAUACUACUACUACACAGUCGCAUCCUGUAACAUUUGCCUCUAUCUACUAUAAUACUGAAAAACCGACCACAACAAGACCAAUUGUCAGCACAUCUUUAACCACAGUGUUAACUAAGCCUGUUGACCCACCAUCUUCAAAUAUUCCUAAUCUUUCACCCGUUGUUAAUAACUAUGUUGAUCAAGAGGAAUGUGGUAUUCCUGAAUCGGCAAAAUUUCGAGUUGUUGGCGGGGAAGAAGCUUUGCCUGGACGAUGGCCAUGGAUGGCAGCCAUUUUUUUGCAUGGUUCCAGAAGAACAGAGUUCUGGUGUGGUGGAUCCCUUAUAUCAGCAACUCAUAUUCUGACCGCUGCGCAUUGUACGCGAGAUUCCCGACAACGACCAUUUGCAGCCAGACAGUUUACAGUGCGACUUGGUGAUAUUGACCUUAAGAGAGAUGAUGAGCCAUCAGCACCUGUAACUUUUAAAGUAUCAGAAAUAAGGGCCCACAAAGAUUUCAGGCGUGUUGGAUUUUACAACGACAUUGCUAUUCUUAAACUUGACAGACCAGCGCGAAAAUCGAAAUAUAUUAUUCCUCUCUGUGUUCCUCCUCCGGAGUUGGAGCAGGAACAGUUUGCUGGUAAAAGGAGCACGGUGGUAGGAUGGGGUACCACAUUUUAUGGCGGAAAAGAAAGUACCGUUCAGAGGCAAGCUAUCUUGCCAGUUUGGAGAAAUGAGGAUUGCAAUCAAGCAUAUUUUCAGCCUAUUACCAGUAACUUUAUUUGUGCUGGGUACGCAGAAGGUGGAACUGACGCUUGCCAGGGCGAUUCUGGUGGACCUUUAAUGUUAAACUGGGAAUCGAAAUGGAUUCAGGUGGGGGUGGUCUCAUUCGGAAAUAAGUGUGGUGAGCCAGGAUAUCCAGGUGUUUAUACCAGAGUAACAAAAUAUUUGGAUUGGAUAAGAGAGAAUACUAGAACAUGAUUCAACUUAAUAAACAAAAUACAAGUUGUGUGUUUUAACAUGUAAACAUUUGCAAUGGCCUAACACCAAAAAUAUUUCGCAUCAUUUGCCAUCUUUUUGUUUAUUUUUAUAGUCUAAAUUUUGUUAUCAACUGCCAGUGAUCAUACAAACUUUCUAGUUAAGACGGUGAUAUAUUAUGUAAGUGAAUACUAGUAUUUAUUAAGUUAUUUAUACAUCGCAAUAUUAAACCAAAUGUGUGAUAACAAUGUAUAGUAUAGUAAAACACAUUUAUCAUCUAGGUUUCAGUUUUGUAACAAAUAAAAAAAUUGUCUGAAGAAUAAAAGUUUAAGUAAAUCA
Messenger RNA from Dendroctonus ponderosae (mountain pine beetle), 2211 nucleotides. Its product is annotated as proclotting enzyme. NCBI's taxonomy places the organism in Eukaryota, Metazoa, Arthropoda, Insecta, Coleoptera, Curculionidae. Bases 184 to 1875 code for a protein of 563 amino acids. Gene Ontology annotation, molecular function: serine-type endopeptidase activity. The transcript has 6 exons. The record is from RefSeq and is a predicted model, not a curated record. Gene Ontology annotation, biological process: proteolysis.